This is a messenger RNA of Arachis duranensis, 1029 nucleotides long. Its product is annotated as bidirectional sugar transporter SWEET4. The record is from RefSeq and is a predicted model, not a curated record. Gene Ontology annotation, molecular function: sugar transmembrane transporter activity. Bases 84 to 830 code for a protein of 248 amino acids. NCBI's taxonomy places the organism in Eukaryota, Viridiplantae, Streptophyta, Magnoliopsida, Fabales, Fabaceae. The transcript is spliced from 6 exons. Gene Ontology annotation, biological process: carbohydrate transport. Gene Ontology annotation, cellular component: membrane.
UAACAGCUUGCGCAUUCCUUCUCUCUCUCUCUCUGUUUAUGUGUGAAUUUGUAUGUGGUGCAUUAAAUCAGUAGCAAAAGAAAAUGGUGAGCGCCGCAGUAGCUCGUAACGUCAUCGGCAUUAUCGGAAAUGUCAUCUCGUUCCUCUUGUUCUUCUCACCCGCGCCAACUUUCUAUACGAUAAUAAAGAAGAAGUCGGUGGAGGAAUUCAAACCUGAUCCAUACAUAGCAACAGUGCUGAACUGUGCAUUUUGGGUGUUCUACGGGCUUCCUUUCGUGCACCCUCACAGCAUUCUAGUCCUCACCAUCAAUAGCGUUGGCCUUGGAUUUGAGUUCAUCUAUCUCACCAUAUAUUACAUUUAUGCCCCCACCAAAGGACGUAAAAAGGUGCUUCUUUUCCUUUUCAUCGAGGCUAUUUUCUUUGCUGUGGUUGCACUUGUGACAUUGCUGGCACUGCAUGAUAUAAACCGGAGAUCAAUAGUGGUUGGUGUUUUGUCUGAUAUAUUCAAUGUGAUGAUGUAUAUCUCUCCUCUUACAAUCAUGGCAAAGGUUAUAAGAACGAAGAGCGUUAAGUAUAUGCCAUUCUGGCUCUCUCUUACCAACUUCCUUAAUGGUUUGUGCUGGACAACAUAUGCUCUCAUAAACCCCUUUGAUCUCUUUGUCCUGAUAAGCAAUGGUAUUGGAGCAGUUUCUGGACUUGUUCAGCUCAUAUUAUAUGCUUGCUAUUGCUCCUGCAAGGAACAAAAAGAUGAAGAAGGUGAUGAUGACACAAAGCCACCUUCUGGCUCUGGGGUUCAACUCUCUACUCCUAACGGAAAGUUUGCUGUUUGAUAUGUUGACAUAUAUAGGGUAUCUUUUGUGCUUGUCUUUUUAAUGUGAUUACCAUAAAUGCAUAUACAGUAAAGAAUUUAUGGCUGAGUUUUCGUUUUCGAUUUCUAGAAUGUUAACUUGAAUACUGUGUAGAUAUUUUCUCAGACUAUGGGUUCAUCUCUGGAAAAUGUUAGCAGCUCAUAAUUUUUGUUUGAAGCUA